Messenger RNA from Dromiciops gliroides (monito del monte), 963 nucleotides. RefSeq names its product olfactory receptor 51I2-like. Lineage: Eukaryota; Metazoa; Chordata; Mammalia; Microbiotheria; Microbiotheriidae. Gene Ontology annotation, biological process: G protein-coupled receptor signaling pathway. The record is from RefSeq and is a predicted model, not a curated record. The coding region runs from base 1 to 963 and encodes 320 amino acids. Gene Ontology annotation, cellular component: membrane. Gene Ontology annotation, molecular function: G protein-coupled receptor activity; olfactory receptor activity. The transcript has a single exon.
AUGCAGACUAAUAAUGGCUCUGGUCUGAUAAUGGGGUUCACACCUGAAACAUUCAUCUUGGCUGGCAUCCCUGGGAUGGAGGCUGAACACAUCUGGAUCGCCAUCCCUUUUUGCCUUAUGUAUGUCAUCAUAUUCCUUGGAAAUGGGACCAUCCUCCAUGUCAUCCAUAUGAAUCCUACUUUACACCAACCCAUGUACCUAUUCCUAGCCAUGCUGGCCCUUGCUGAGCUUGGCAUAUCUGCUUCUACACUUCCCACUGUGUUGGGAAUUUUCCUCUUUGAUGCAACUGAGAUUGACUUCAACGUCUGCCUGCUCCAGAUGUUCUCUAUACACUCCUUCUCCAUCAUGGAGUCAGGUAUCCUGCUGGCCAUGUCCAUGGACCGCUUUGUGGCCAUCUAUAGCCCACUGCGCUAUACAGUCAUACUGACUUUGACUCGAAUCAUUUCAAUAGGUGCUACAAUUGGACUCAAGAGUGUGCUACUCAUGGCCCCACUACCUGUCCUACUCCAACGUCUGCCUUUCUGUGGACACAAUACCCUCUCCCAUUCCUACUGCCUACACCCUAACCUUGUCCACCUACCAUGUGCUGAUACCUCCAUCAACAACAUCUAUGGACUUUUCAUUGUAAUUUCCACAUUUGGGCUAGACUUCCUACUUAUUGUGGUCUCCUACAUGCUCAUCCUUCGCACAGUAUUGGGUAUUGCCUCUGGAGAGGGUCGGUGGAAGGCCCUCAAUACUUGUGGCUCACAUGUCUGCGCUGUACUUGUAUACUAUGUACCCAUGAUUGGCUUGUCCAUGGUGCACCGCUUUGGGCGACACCUCCCCUCUUUGCUACAACCUACCAUGGCCAAUAUUUACCUCUUCUUUCCACCUGUGGUAAACCCAAUUGUUUAUAGCAUCAAGACCAAGGAGAUCCGCCGAGGUAUUGUCCGCGUAUUCUCUAGAAAGAGGGUCAGGGGUUAG